AUGGCCGAGGACGAGAUCUACGAAUAUGUCCCACCGAGCGCCGCCGCCCCCGAAGACGCCGCGCCACCCCCACAAACCGAGGGCCUGGACACGGCGCCGCUCGUUUCCAGUGAAGAGGCCUUCCGCGCGGCGGCUGCGGGUUUAACAAGAGACGCGGCGGGCCGCGCGCUGCACGGGGGCCGCGCGCCGCAGCGCAGCGCGUUCGAGCACCCUCGUUUAAAAUUGGCGCGGCUGCGGCGGGAGACCGACGAGCUGAGCAAGGAUUUAGCUGCGGCGCCGGAGGCCUACGACGGGCGGACCGCGGCGGCGCUGCUGCACGACGUCGAGGACCUGCGCCUGUCGCUCCAGCGCCUCGCCGCGGGGCUGCCCGCCGAACCGCCGGCGCCGCCGGCCUCGUCGGCGGCCGCGGCCGCGGCCGCCGCGCGCCGCGCGGCCGACGCCGCGCUGGCGGGCGUCGCGGCGCGAGCCGCGGCGCCGCCGCCGCCGCCCGACGCCGCCGCGCCGGCGGACGCGUCCGCGAAGACGCUCGCGGCGCUCGCCGCCGACGCCGCGGCGCUUGGGGCGCAUUCGGACGAGGACCGGGGGCCCGUCGCGGCCGUGCUGCGGCGCCUCGCUGAGUUAAGGGAAGUGCACGGCGAUGCCGCGGCGGCGGCCGCGGCGCUGCCCCGCGCACGCCUCGAGCUCGCUGCGGUCGAGCGGCGCAUCGCGGCCACGGACGCGUCCCUGAAACGCGUCGCCGAGGCCGUGCGGGCGCUGUCCGACCCCGAGGCGUCGACGGCGGACUCGGACGCGGGGCACUUCUGAUGUUGUUAAGGUUAUUUACGAACAGAUAGAUAUC
Molecule: messenger RNA, 838 nt
Organism: Pelagomonas calceolata
Lineage: Eukaryota; Pelagophyceae; Pelagomonadales; Pelagomonadaceae
Source: the annotation of a GenBank genome assembly